Gadus chalcogrammus (walleye pollock) is the source of this 600-nucleotide messenger RNA. RefSeq names its product double C2-like domain-containing protein beta. Gene Ontology annotation, cellular component: membrane. NCBI's taxonomy places the organism in Eukaryota, Metazoa, Chordata, Actinopteri, Gadiformes, Gadidae. The record is from RefSeq and is a predicted model, not a curated record. The coding region runs from base 17 to 445 and encodes 142 amino acids. The transcript is spliced from 4 exons.
GGAACGCGGCCGCAUCAUGAUCUCCCUCAAGUACAACUCCCAGAAGUCGUGCCUGGUGGUGGGCAUCGUGCGCUGCGCCCACCUCGCCGCCAUGGACGCCAACGGCUUCUCGGACCCCUACGUCAAAACGUACCUAAAGCCAGAUGAGAACAAAAAGUCAAAGCACAAGACCGCUGUGAAGAAGAAGACCCUUAACCCAGAGUUUAAUGAGGAGUUCUCCUACGACAUCAAGUACGCCGACCUGACCAAGAAGACCCUGGAGGUGACCGUGUGGGACUACGACAUCGGCAAGUCCAACGACUUCAUAGGCGGGGUCUCCCUGGGCAUCAACGCCAAUGGCGAGCGGCUCAAACAUUGGUUCGACUGCCUGAAAAACAAGGACAAGAAAAUCGAGCGCUGGCACACGUUGACCAAUGAACUGCCCGGGUCGACGUUCAACGACUAACCCCCCCCCCCGCUCCUAUCCCUCCUCGCCCGUCUGGAGGACUCCUGGUCCCAGCGAGGGUAGCAUAUGAAGAUGUCCCCGCCUUGCCUUGGAAAUGUCCCUGCUGUCUCUCCUCGUGAGUGUUGUCCUAAGACCCGCCUCCACCAGCCUCGACG